CGCUCUCUCUCUCUCUCUCUCUCUCUCUCUCUCUCUCUCUCUCUCUCUCUCUCUCUCUCUCUCUCUCUGGCUGGCUCUCCCGGUCUCAUCGCGGGGGGCUGGCGUGUGAUCUGAUCUCCGACCUGUCCUCGCGACUCACCGGGAGGGGGGACACGACACAAUCACCACCCAACACGCGCUCGACUGGGGCCAGGCUGUGCGAGUCACGGAUCGCUCCCGAGUCGCCCCGCGCGCUCGCCCUUGGGCUUGCGCCCAUGGAGGGGGACGUCAUGGACAAACUGGGGGACAUGGCCUCGGUGUAUGAGUUCGACCCGAUCACCGGGAACAUCCCCGCUACUAAAGUAGAGAUCACCGUCUCAUGCAGGAAUCUACUAGAUAAAGACACAUUCUCCAAAUCUGACCCAUUGUGUGUGCUCUACACCCAAGGAGUGGAGACCAAGCAGUGGAGAGAGUUUGGGAGAACAGAGGUGAUUGACAACACUCUAAACCCAGACUUUGUCAGGAAGUACAUCCUGGACUAUUUCUUUGAGGAGAAGCAGAAUCUACGCUUUGACUUAUAUGAUGUGGACUCUAAAAGCCCAGACCUGUCCAAACACGACUUCUUGGGUCAAGUGUUCUGUACCCUGGGGGAGAUCGUGGGGUCACCUGCCAGUAGACUGGAGAAACCACUGGGGGGGAUAGCUGGGAAGAAAUGUGGCACCAUAAUUCUAUCUGCAGAGGAGCUGGGAAACUGUAGAGACAGUGCAACGAUGCAGUUCUGUGCCAACAAACUGGACAAGAAGGACUUCUUUGGCAAGUCAGAUCCUUUCAUGGUGUUCUACAGGAGCAACGAAGAUGGAACGUUUACUAUCUGCCAUAAGACAGAGGUGGUGAAAAAUACGUUGAAUCCAGUUUGGCAGUCAUUCACCAUUCCAGUCAGAGCACUCUGCAAUGGGGACUUUGACAGAACGAUCAAGAUAGAGGUGUACGACUGGGACCGAGAUGGCAGCCAUGACUUCAUAGGCGAGUUCACCACUAGUUACCGGGAGCUGGCUCGAGGCCAGAGCCAGUUCAAUGUCUAUGAGGUGGUGAAUAUCAAAAAGAAAAUGAAGAAAAAGAAAUAUGGGAAUUCUGGAACGGUGACCCUCCUCUCCUUUUCAGUGGAAUCCGAGUGCACCUUCCUGGAUUACAUCAAAGGAGGGACCCAGAUCAAUUUCACUGUGGCCAUCGAUUUCACUGCGUCUAAUGGUAACCCAUCCCAGUCCACUUCUCUACACUAUAUGAACCCAUACCAGAUGAAUGCCUACGCCAUGGCCUUGAAGGCUGUAGGGGAGAUCAUCCAGGACUACGACAGUGAUAAGAUGUUCCCUGCCUUGGGCUUCGGAGCCAAGCUGCCCCCGGAUGGACGGGUCUCACACGAGUUCCCACUGAACGGUAACAUAGAGAACCCCUACUGUAACGGUAUAGAUGGCAUCCUGGAGGCCUAUCACGAGAGUCUGAAGACUGUUCAGCUCUAUGGACCAACCAACUUCGCCCCCGUAGUCAACCACGUGGCCAGUUAUGCUGCAGCGGUUCAGGACGGGUCCCAGUACUUCGUCCUCCUCAUCAUCACAGAUGGAGUCAUAUCAGACAUGGCUCAGACCAAGGAGGCCAUCGUCAAUGGGGCUAAACUGCCCAUGUCCAUCAUUAUCGUGGGAGUGGGACAGGCUGAGUUUGACGCCAUGGUGGAGUUGGACGGUGAUGACAUCAGAAUUUCAUCCAGAGGGAAGCUUGCAGAGAGAGAUAUUGUCCAGUUUGUCCCAUUUAGAGACUACAUGGACCGAACAGGAAAUCACGUGUUGAGUAUGGCCCGGUUAGCCAAGGAUGUCCUGGCUGAGAUCCCUGAUCAGUUAAUCUCCUAUAUGAAGAGUAGGGGCGUCAAACCCAACCCCACACCGCCUCCCUACACACCCCCUGGACACACACACCACACACAGAUCUGAGCCCACCACACAAACCUUUACACUGAGUACUGACGAGAGACAGAGUCAAAGAUUUGCAGACCCUGGGAACUCUCUACUUCCUGAUUGGAAUGUUGGGACGGGAAGUGAUGUAAUAGGAAGUUGCUGAAGCAAUAGGUGUUUGUGUCAGGACUCUCCCAGACAGGUGACUCUCUGGAGAAGACAACAGCGUUUCUGUUCAUUGUGAUUCUAUCUAUUCUGUCUGUUUCUCUGCGAAAGAGAGACGGCAAUGGACAGACCAUACAAGAACUUGUCUUUUUAUCAACAUACAUGGGCCAGUGACUGUUUCUUCUUGUCUUGUUUGAGAGCGGGUGGGUGAAGGGGUCAUGUGGGGUCAUAUUGUGGUUGAAACUUGUGCCUGUCUGUGAUCUGGUUGUCUAACUGUAAUGGGACAAGUGGAACUCUCAUCUGAACUCUGAUCUUUGACUUUUGACCUAGCUCGCCAUUGGUGUAUUAGAGUGUGUGAUAAGGUGAUGUUUUUGGAUACUUUUCAUUCAUUUUUGUUUUGUUUUGUUUUGGGCCUAAGACACAUUCCCAUAUUAAUUUGUAGCUUUAUGAUUUAAGGUUGAAAAAAAGAAAAGUGUAUUCACCUUGUGAGUUUAAUUUUUAGUCAUUGAGUGUCUUUGCUCUUUGUACUCCCAUAAGUUGUGGACUCUUCUUUUGCUUUCUAUUUUAAAGCAUGUUCGUAUAUAGGAUGGAAUUCCCCAUAUGUCUGUAUUUAUAAUGUAUCAAAAGUGGCAUGGAUAUAUAAGGAUAUAUAAUUAAUAUGUGACCAUCCAGUUUGAAUUUCUCAAUUACAAACAAGGAUAGUUUAACAAUAUGGAGAAGCACAAGGGAGAGCUCAUCAUAGCUCUCUAAACCACUUAACCACCACCACAGGAAUGUAACUAUGCACAUCAGCGUUUGGACACACUAGAACCUGUCUGUGACAUACAUACAUACAUCAGAAGUAUUGCUUUAUUUUUUUCAAGGGUUCUGAUAGUUUACCGUGUCCUAUAUUUCAUCAGUCAAAGAGUGAAAAUAUAUACAACUCUUUCAACUACUAUUUUCUUCUCUCUCUCUCUUUCCAUCUCCCCAAUUCCCAUAGUGAAUGGAUUUUUGUUUAUUGACAUUAAACUGCUGGAUAAAGACAGCAAAUGUAUUCACUUGAAUCACAUUGAAUUCCAUUGAAACCUUUUCCUAACCAACAAUAACUCGCCCACCAGUCCUUUACCGUCCGCCCCUCUCUCUCCCUGGUCACCCAACAGCUUCUCUGCUCCCUGAGAAUAAGCCAUUAUUGUGUUAUAAUCAGAUGAAGCCAGGCUGAAAUUAAAUCAAGCUGAGGAGUAUAGACAGUCUGGACACCUGCUGCACGGUGCACACAUAGACAGACAGAGGGACAGAUCUCCUCAGCUAGCUAAAUACUCUGUAGGCCUUAACGUACUGUAGACAGCAUUCCAACCAAGCCUGAUAAACAACUAAGGUUGAACAAUUCUAAUUACCUUUUACAAAAUGUUCAGGUUUUCCAGAAAUCCUGCUUUGAAAAUCCCUGGAAUCACAAGGAACAUUCCUUGAAAACCUAGGACUUUUUGCAAAGUUACUGGAGUUUUGCAACCCUAUUCACAGCUCUCUUCUCUUGGAGUCAUAAUCGCUAAGAGUACUGUAUGUUUUGGAAAUGGCUAAACCUGGUUCUGUACAAGUGUUGUGUAUAAUAUAUGGGGAUAAAGACAAAUGGUAUAUCUGAUAUCUAUACAGUUAAUUAUAUGGGUUGUUUUUUUCUUACUAAGUGGUGUGGACCUAGAGUAUCAGGAGUGAGUGUGUGUGUUCAAUAAUAAGAGUGGUUUACAACAGUACAUAUUCCUACUGAUACAUUUUAAGGAAAGCACUUUAUUCUAUUCCUUAACAGGUGUACUGGUACUUCGACAGUAUGUUUAUUUAUACAUUUUUAGAGAUAGUGAUGAUCUUAUUGAUAUAUUAUAUGAUUCAAUUAAUUUUUUCUGGAAUUUGUAUGAUAAAAAGCCAUUUAUUCUGCCGACAACGCCACAAUAAUAGAAGUAGACUUGCACACUGACUUCAAUGGGGAUGUUAUUCAUUCUAGUAAUUCUAUUUCUAUGGCUAUGCUAUAAAAACAGUAUUUUUUAAUGUUUAACUAGGCAAGUCAGUUAAGAAUUCUUAUUUUCAAUGAUGGCCUAGGAACAGUGGGUUAACUGCUUUGUUCAGGGACAGAACAACAGAUUUGUGCUAGGGGAUUUGAACUUGCAACCUUUCGGUUACUAGUCCAAUGCUCUAACCACUAGACUACGCUGCCAAGUCCUCAAUCUCGCCUCAAUCGACCCCUGUAGGAUUGCCAGAUUGUGAACAAGAUCCAUCCACUCACCUGGGAUGGAAAGACAGUGUUUUAUAUUUUGUGCCAACUAUCUGUAACACUAGCCCCAUUUACUACUGGUUCUAGCUUGCGUCCUUGUCCUGAUCUUAUCCACAUUCUGAAUGUCUACACCGGUCAAAAAAUGCGCAAUCAAAAGACACAUUGUGAUCUGAUUGGGAUCUGAUCAUUCUGCCCACCCCUGGAGGUAGUCAGACACACAUUGUGUCUGGAUAUCUUACAGGUGUAGACAGAUCUGGAUAGAGAAACCAUUUAAAUCAUCAUUAUUCAGCCAUCUAAAAUCAUUGAAAAGUGGCACCAAUAUCCAAGUACAUCAAUAUGUGUCUUACAAUAAAUAAAUCUUAUUUUGAAUGAAUAGCUGUGAAGCUAUUUGCAUAAAGGAAGUGCCAGGAAAUCUGAUCGCAAUGCAGAUGGAUAUCAGACACGUUUUAAGCACAUUUUUGUGUAGAUACAUUUCUGGAAAUGUGGGCACAAUCAGAAUGUAGACAAGAUCAGGACAAAGGAUCCAUAUUAGCACCAGGUAUAAAUGGGAAUAUAGACACCAUUUCAUCUGGAUUAAUGGCCACAAAUUCAGUGGGCUGUCUGCUUUCUCUUCUCUCUCUCUCAUGCCUGGCCAUUUCUGUUGUUGCCAUGAGAUCUCUUGACAGGAGGAGAGAUCACACAUGGGAAAACUGUAACCGACCAGCAUGUUGCAACAAUUAAUUGUUCAUUAUUUUUUAUUAACACCAUUUUUUGUGAUCCUCCUCUUUUCACCUUUGUUGUUUAUCCCUCUGGGUUUCUCAUGUGCAUGGUUCCCCCUUUUUAUUUGAAACUUUUUUGUUGUUGUUGUAUAUGAUCGUUGUCAUACGGUGGGUUGUGAAAUGCUUUGUAUUGGAUUGCCUUAAAUGAAAAUGAAUUAAAAAAACAAAUGACUACUUUUAUAAAAAUUGUUGCAGAGUUGUACUUUGAUGUCCCAAUUAGUUAGUUCAAUAAAGUUCAACCUGGAUUGUACUGUGUGUAGAACAAACCUUUUGCCACACACUAACAAUAUACUGUAGUCCUUCCUGCAACAAAUUGUGAAAUAAAUGGUUUGUGAUUUUUUUUUUAUCAAGCUAAUGUUAGCCUAUGGUCAGCUGAGAAGUUACUUUGUCUUGAUGCCAAAUCUCCCAUCGACAAACAGGACACUAAAGGCCUAAAGGGGUCAUUCCUCAGUGUCCUCUAAAAAAGGCCUCAUUGACACUAACGCCAGAGUCCAGUGAUCGACUUCCCCGGCCUGAACCAGCUGACACCCCCCAAUGUACAU
Messenger RNA from Oncorhynchus masou masou (cherry salmon), 5623 nucleotides. RefSeq names its product copine-5. Bases 255 to 1961 code for a protein of 568 amino acids. The record is from RefSeq and is a predicted model, not a curated record. Lineage: Eukaryota; Metazoa; Chordata; Actinopteri; Salmoniformes; Salmonidae. Gene Ontology annotation, molecular function: calcium-dependent phospholipid binding. Gene Ontology annotation, cellular component: plasma membrane. Gene Ontology annotation, biological process: cellular response to calcium ion. The transcript has 20 exons.